CUAAAACGCAGGAAUGAUCAAAUUCCUGACCAAGAACAUGCCAACGCUAUGGCGGAUAUAAACAAAUUUUCAACAGUCGUUAGAAUGAAAAAUUGAUACCCAAUACAACGGUUGACAAGAUGGAGUCUGAUGAAGAGGCGUUUAUUGAGGCUGAAAUACAGAAAGGACUUGACAAAUUAACGGAAGCAGACUUAGAGUCUUCAGAUAUCAGUGCCUCAGAUGUGUUGAACAGUGAUAAUAGUUCAUCAGAAGAUGUAAAUGAGGUCCUCCCUGGAGAAUUUGACAACUAUGUAAAAUCUCUGCAGCAACAGACAGCAGCCUUUGAACUUGACCUUGCAGAAUGUGAUGACCUUCUCAGACAGUCAGUUGAUAUUACUAGUUCUAGAGACGUCAUUCCUUAUGAUGAAGAUCUUCAGCAAAAUAUUACAGAAAAUGGUGAAAACACAGAGGAUUUAAGAUUAAAGAUUUUAGAAGACCUUGAAAAGGAUGAUAGUGAUGAAGAUGAUGACCUGUUCUCAGAUUCUGAGGACGAUAACAAGAUUACAGAAGAAAAAGAAGAAAAUAAAGCUAUGGUAUUGGUAACUAGGGAACAGUUAGAGUUUAAGGAAAUAUUGGCCGGACAGAAAGAUAGAAUACAAGAGCAGUCUAAAAAACAAGAAGAUCAACUUAAUCAGUUGAUUGAGAAAGAAAGACAUGAUGAAGAAAUAUAUGAACAAGAAAUUGAAACAAAGAAGCAAGAACAAAAACUUCAGUUUGAGAGAGAAGAAUCUAGACUUCUUACCGAAAGAAAGAGAAGACAAGAAGAAGAAGAAAAACAACAAAAGAUAAUAGAACAACAAUUAGAAGAAGAAAUGAAGACACAACAGAAAAAGAUUGAAGAACUUGAAGAAAUAUCCAAGAGAGAGAAAGAGGAAUGGGAAAAAAGAGUAAAAGAAGAACAAACCAAACAAAAGGAAAAAAAGGAAAUGGCUGCUGUUAAAAUACAAUCUGUUUAUAAAGGAUACUGCACUAGAAAGCAACAUAAAACAGAAAUUGACAAAAGAUGGAAGGAGGCUCAAGGAAAGAGAAGAAAAGAAAGAUAUAAAGAAAUAGAAAAAGAACAGAAAAAAAUUGAGGAAGAUGAAGAGAGACAAAAGAUACAAGAUGAAGAAAAGAGGGUUAAAGAAGAAAAAAGAAAGGAGGAGGAAAGAAUGAAGAAAGAAGAGGAGGAAAAAAGAAAGCAAGAGGAAGCAGAUUGGAAACAAAGAGAGAAAGAAGAAAAAAAUAAAAAGGAAGAGGAAAAAAGGAUAAAGGCUGAAGAGGAGAAACUUAGGAAGGAAGAAGAAAAAAGGAGAAAAGAGGAAGAGAAGAAAAGAAAGGAAGAAGAAAAAAGACAAAAGCAGGAAGAAGAGAGACAGCGUAAAGAAGAGGAAAAACAAAAGAAAAAAGAAGAGGAAGAAAGGAAAAAAAGGGAGGAGGUGGAAAGAAAGCAAAAAGAAGAGGAAGAAAAGGUUAGAAAACAAGAGGAGGAGAAACAGAAAAAGUUGGAGAGAGAAAAACAAGAAAAGGAGGAAAAGAAAAAAUUAAAAGAAGACCAACAGAAGGAAGAAAUGGAAAGGAUAAGACAGGAAGAACUUAAGAAACAAGAAGUAGAAAGACAAGAAGCUGAACUGAAAAAACAAGAAGAAAAAUUAAAAGAAUUUUUAAAUGAAGAGUCAGAUGAUAGGAGUGAUAACACGAUUAUAAAAAGUACUGAUUUUAAAACAAAUGGCUGUAUUAGUCAUCGUGACAAAAAUUCUCCCAGAAAAUCUGUACGGAGGGUUAAAGAUGGAUUGGUUAGAGAUUCUACGUCUGCUAGUCUUAAUGGUGAUACUGAUGAAAGAUUAAAGAAUGGUUUAUCAUCCAUGAUGGAAGGAUUACCAAGUCAUCUGGAAAGUAAAAGACUUGGAUGGAUCAAAUCAUGUACUCCAUGGAGUAAAGUCAGCAAUGAACCUUGGAAGCUGAAAGCCUCUACCAGUAAACGUCCACCUAGACGGCCAUCUUCUGCUAAGAAAUUACAAAUGUUGGAAGAAAGCAUAAUAACAACAGCGGCCAAAGUAGCAUCCCUCAGACAGGUAACAACAGUUGAAUUAAAAGAUUUGCCAGGAAGUAAUAUGUCUACUUUUGGUCAGUGUACUGGUCUGCAGUAUCUAAAGAUGGUCAACUGUAACUUAAUUGCAGUUGAAGGACUCCAGAAUUGUAAACAGUUACAAUACUUAGAUUUAAAGAAUAACAAGAUAGAAUAUAUAGACCUAAAGUCCUUGGGCAGUAUAAAGUUUAUAGACCUGAGUAAUAAUUCACUGAGUGGAAUACAUGGAAUGGAUGGGUGUACUGAUGUACGAUGGCUGGACUUGUCAGACAAUAAAAUUACUAGACUUGGUGGGUUACAUGGUUUACGCAGACUUCAUACAUUGAAACUUGGCAGAAACCAGCUGAUCAAUACAUCAGGAUUGGGAGACACGCCCACAAUACAGUAUCUAGACCUAUCCCAUAAUCAUCUACAGGAAGUUCAAGAUAUAAACAAAUUGUGUCUUCUGCAACAUUUAAAUUUAUCUGCAAACAAUCUUCUCCAGAUUCCAGAUUUACAGAACCAUGUAUUGUUACAAGAUUUAAUAUUGGAAGAUAACAAUAUAACUUCACUUGAUGAUUUGACUCAGUCCUGGUUACCUUUGGUGCAAAAACUUAAUAUUAGUCAAAAUAGUUUGGAAGAUAUAGUCAGCUUAGAGAACCUAUUAUUACUGCGAGAUUUUAAUCUAAGUAAUAACCAGGUUUUAGAUAUAGAUGUGUUCCAGUCUUCAUUACAAAGCUAUAUAUAUAUAGAAAUGUUACACUUAUGUGGUAAUCCAGCAGUAGAAAGUCUAGAAGAUACAGAUAGUUUUAGAAAGAAACUGACUAAAGAUUUGACAAGAUUACACCAACUAGAUGAUGCCACGCUAGAAUCAACACAGUUCGGUUCACCUAUAAAACCAAGGAAUGGCUUUGAAGCCAUGUGUCUACACCAAGUUCAAAUGAUGAAAGAUGUACAUCAUAGAUUCCAGCAAGAAUUAAAAUUCCAUUUAGAUUCAUCAAAUCUGUCAGAACUAUGUGAAAUUUAUUUUAAAUUCUGUGAUAAAACUCAUAAGAUGGCCGAAGACAAUAGAUAUGCUCAUGAGUAUGGUGAAAUAUCAAUAGCACAACCGACAGCACCAUCAACUCCAAAAUCUGGAAGGCCACGAUCAGCAAGAGCAAAUAAAGUGAUACAAGACUCUUAUAUGAGCCCUAAGGAUAUGUUUGAAAAAGCUCUUCAUGAUGGAGGUUGUAAAAGUGGUGGUUCAAAUGGUCUAGUCAGGGGAGAUAAUGUGGCUGUGGUAAAACCAGUGAUCACUGCCAAAGUUGUUCAAAAUAUUCUUGAGGAUGAUACUACUAGUCAAAAGAAAUUACACAGAAGACAUGAAGCAGCAGUAAAGAUACAGUCAGCAUGGAGAGGAUAUUCAGUACGGAGAUGGUAUGAACAGGUUGUACAGGAUCAAAGCUUUGAUAUGGCUGUCUUAUUGGAACUUCAUAAUGCCGCCAUUAAAAUCCAGGCCACAUGGAGGGGUUACAGUGUAAGAUGUAGAUUAGAAAGAGCUUUAGAUUUUGCCAAACUUGAAGAUGAUGAUGAGUUUGGUGAAAUUGAUAUGAAUGAUCUUAAUUUUAAUGAGGACAUAUUAGAUGAUUGGAGACCACCAUCAACACCACAGAUUCCAAACAGACAUGCAGUGUUGGGAAAACCUCCUUCUGGGAAGAAAACCACACCACCAAAAAUUCCAGCUCUGCCACUGGGAGAUAACCCACAUCCUCCUCAGCAACCAAGGAGAGCAUGGAGAGGAAUGGAUUCACCUCUGUCUGAUAUUCAAGGACAGCAAAAUUAUCCCAGGCCUCCAUCAUCCCUUAUUAGUGGUACAGAUACACAUAGAACAGUACAGUCUAGGAAAGAAGAGAAGAUAUCAGAAGAGUGGGGAUUCAAAAACAAUGAAACUGCACAUUUAAUGAUGCAAAGAGCAAAGAAAAUGAAAUACAAUGCAGAAAGGAGAAAGAAACUUAGUAAACUAGAUCCAAAACAACGAUUGGUCUUGUUCAGAAAACUAGAAGAAGUCUCUCAUUAUCCACAUGUUCAGGCACCAAGCAGGAAAAUUCUUCCAAGAAAAGAAUAUUUUCAAGAGCGACAGAAAGAAAUAGAUAAUGCAGAUAGAGAGAAGAGAAUAGAGAAAAGUGAGAAAGUGUCACGAACAUUUGAAUGGUUACAUACACAGGUGGGAGACUAUGAUGUCAGUGAUUCUCCCAUCAACACAAAUAAUCAAGGGAAAAGGACAAGGCAGAGAUUUGGAAGUGAUGGAAACCUACCUAAACUGGAUUCUGAUUUAAUGUCAGGGAAAGCUGUCAGACUUGUUAGUAGUCCAGUAGACCUAAUGUCAGUUGAUAGUGUUAGUAUACAGGGAGAAUUCAGUAAACCAAGGAGAUUUUCUGCCAGUUCUAGUGAUUCACAAACCAGGUUGCCACCAAUAAAAGGAGGCUCUGCACCAACAGGACAGAAAAGAAAGGAAAAAAUGUCAUGGAGGAAUCCACAGAACAAAAAUAAUGACAUUGGAUGGGGAGGGGGUCAUAAACGAGUGGUACAUUGAGUCUGACUCAAUUAAGCAGGGUAAAACUUUAGGAUGUAGUGAUACAGACCUUGACCAACUGUUCAAUGAGAAUGUGAGAUCUGGAAUACAUCCAAUUGAAAAAGGAGACCAAAAUCUUUGCGAAAUAAAGUUUCAGUCAAUUGAUUAAUUACAUAAAUAGAAGAUGCCUUUUUCAUUCAAUAAAAUAAUGAUGAAUCGAUAUAUAUAUAAUGAUAAUGAAAUGAGAUUCUAAUAUCUUUUACUUGUCAAUAAUAAUAUAUUUGAAAAAGACAUAAUUAUAAUUUUAUUCUAUUUGUAUUAUGCACAGCUUUAUUUUGUGGAGUGUUAUUACAACAAUUGGGUAGAAAUUUUUGCCAGUUUAUGUUCAAGAAAAGUAAGUGUUACCUAAGGAACAACAUUUUGAGAAUUUUCACAAUUUUCUGUUAAGGAGUAUUGCUCAGUUAUUCAUUGAUGGAGGCACACUACAAUUUACUGACAGUCUUUCAGAGAAUUUGAUAUAUAUAUCCUUAUAAUUUGGUGCUGUUUUAGAAUGUUCAUAAUUUUAUUUAUCUUUAAUGAUGAAUUAGAGGUUAGAUCUGGGUGAUUGACAGAAGAAAUGUUGUCUAUAGCUUGAUAUUGAACUAGACAAAUUAGUAUUGUAUUAUUUGCAUUCUAACCAUUUUGUGAAUAUUAAAUCCUAAGCUCAUGAUUUGAUAAUACAUGUACCACAUUGUGAAAAGGUUAAAAAAAACUCUAUAUAGAGGUCUACAAGUGAUAUGUUUUAUUAUUUAAAGACAGAAUUUUAUAUUAUCUAUAAUUGUUUCUAUGUUUCAACAAAUUUCCUGUUUUAAUCACUUUUUAGAAUCUACAAUUAAAAAAAAUGAUAAAUGUUUACCCAUCCUAAGUUG
Molecule: messenger RNA, 5545 nt
Organism: Mytilus trossulus (common blue mussel)
Lineage: Eukaryota; Metazoa; Mollusca; Bivalvia; Mytilida; Mytilidae
Product: leucine-rich repeat and IQ domain-containing protein 1-like
Exons: 32
Coding region: 120-4658 (1512 amino acids)
Molecular function (GO): protein binding
Source: RefSeq, a predicted model, not a curated record